AAUUCUCUACUACUCUUUCACCUCAAACCGCCCUCCCCAUACCAACACACACUCGCUUUAAUUUUCCGGUUCCCUCGUGACCCUACAUGGAAACUCAACUGAAUAAGGUCGAUAACAACGCCGCGACGGUGAAGUUCUCGGAGCCGAGAGGAUUCGGCACCACCCUCCGAUCCGAUCUGAAAGAGACAUUCUUUCCCGACGACCCUUUCAGCCGCUUUCGAAACGAAGAGAAUCCAUUCCGUCGAGCCAAGAAAGCUGUGAAGUACUUUGUUCCAAUCUUCGAUUGGCUUCCCAACUAUAAUUUGCGUCUGUUUCGAAUGGACUUGAUUGCUGGCCUCACCAUUACCAGUCUUGCUAUCCCACAGGGAAUCAGUUACGCAAAACUCGCUAACAUUCCUGCCAUCGUCGGUCUUUAUUCGAGUUUUGUACCACCGCUUAUAUAUGCGGUGUUUGGUGACUCAAAGCAUUUAGCGGUGGGAACAGUGGCGGCGUGUUCAUUGCUCAUCUCUGAAACCAUCGGAAAGGUGGCGUCGCCGCUUUCAGAGCCAACAUUGUACCUUCAUUUGGUCUUCACUGCCGCCUUUGUUACCGGCGUCUUUCAAUCACUUAUAGGUUUUCUAAGAUUGGGAGUGUUGGUUGAUUUUUUAUCGCAUUCAACUAUAACUGGUUUCAUGGGAGGAACCGCCGUCAUAAUUUGCUGUCAACAGCUCAAAGGCUUCUUGGGAUUGAAACAUUUCACUACCAAAACCAACGUCGUCUCUGUGGUCCAAGCAAUCGCCAAUAAUAGACAUGAGUGGAAGUGGGAGAGUGCGUUAGUGGGCACAAUCUUCCUUAUUUUCCUUCAAUUUACCAGAUAUAUUAAGCAGAAAAGGCCACAUCUAUUUUGGGUAUCUGCGAUGUCUCCUAUGGUGGUUGUCAUAGUUGGCUGUGUAUUUGCUUAUUUAAUCCAUGGAGCAGAGCAUGGCAUACAAACUGUGGGUGAUCUGAAGAAAGGCAUAAAUCCACUUACAUUUCAUUAUUUGAACUUUGACCCCAAAUAUUUACCAGCAGUUCUCAAAGCUGGGAUUGUAACGGGCUUCGUUGCUUUGGCGGAAGGAAUAGCUAUUGGUAGGAGCUUUGCUAUCAUGAAUAAUUUACAAGUUGAUGGGAAUAAGGAAAUGAUUGCCUUUGGCUUCAUGAACAUCAUUGGUUCUUUCACUUCAUGCUAUUUGACUACCGGGCCAUUUUCGAAGACGGCGGUGAAUUACAACGCUGGGGCAAAAACGGCAAUGUCGAACGUAAUCAUGUCAGUGUUUAUGGCUAUGACGCUGCUAUUCUUGGCUCCUCUGUUCAGCCACACACCACUGGUUGCUCUAUCUGCCAUUAUCAUGUCUGCCAUGAUUGGCCUCAUCAACUACGACGAGGCUAUUCAUCUCUUCAAAGUCGACAAGUUUGAUUUUACUAUUUGCAUGGUUGGCUUCUUUGGGGUUGCCUUUAUUAGCAUGGACAUCGGCCUCAUGCUCUCCGUGGGACUUGGUUUACUCAGAGCUCUUCUAUACGUGGCUAGGCCCGCCACUUGUAAGCUUGGAAAAGUAGAAAACGCGACGAUAUACCGUGACACCGAGCAGUACCCCGGUUCGACUGUUGUCCCCGGGAUAAUAGUGCUGCAACUAGGUUCACCUAUUUACUUUGCAAAUUGCAAUUACAUAAGGGAAAGGAUUUUGAGGUGGAUCCGAGACGAGCAGGCGAAUUCUAACUCAGGGGAUGCUAUUGAGCAUGUUUUGUUAGAUUUGACAGGAGUUACAACUAUUGAUGCGACCGGCAUAGAGACAUUGAUUGAGAUUCACAGAUCCUUGUUUGCACAACAUAUUCAGAUGACUAUAGUAAACCCGAGGCUUAGAGUAAUGGAGAAGUUCAUACAGUCACAUUUCGUAGAUAAGAUUGGUAAGGAGAAUUUUUACCUGUCAGUGGAGGCCGCAGUAGACGCUUGUAAGUUUUCUCUUCAUAUGUCAAAGCAAAACGGCAACGUUUCUACAGAACAACCCGUUGUGAUUGACGGAGCUGUCUAAAUAUAUAUAUGUUCAAGCUCACACUCGUGAUCAGAUCAUAGUUUCAUCCUCUUGUAUAUAUUUCAUAGUAUUAAUGCUUGAAAUGGGUCAAUAUUUAGAUCCUUGCUUCAAUUAAUUUCAUGCUUGAGAUUGGAACUUUUUUAUUUUUUCUUUAACAUUUAAUGUUAAUUAGAUAAAUUAAAUUGAAGAUUUUGUAGAAUGAAAGGCAAAAACAUGUGCAUUCUUAUUUCUUAUA
Messenger RNA from Cannabis sativa, 2283 nucleotides. RefSeq names its product probable sulfate transporter 3.5. Gene Ontology annotation, biological process: transmembrane transport. The coding region runs from base 87 to 2048 and encodes 653 amino acids. NCBI's taxonomy places the organism in Eukaryota, Viridiplantae, Streptophyta, Magnoliopsida, Rosales, Cannabaceae. The transcript has 12 exons. Gene Ontology annotation, cellular component: membrane. The record is from RefSeq and is a predicted model, not a curated record.